AUGAUAGCAAUGAAGAAAACAUGGAGCAUGGGAGAAAGAAUAUUCAAACAGGACUACGAGAGGAGAAUGAAGAUGUUUGAAGCAUUAGUAGAGAGCAUGGCGCUGUUUGGAGCAGAGGUAUGGGGUUGGAACAUGGAAGAAAUGCUGGAUAGGAUAAAAAGAGGGUACGUAAAGUGGAUCUUAGGUUUAGACAGGACAACACCAAACUACAUACUGACAGAAGAGUGCAAGAUAGAGGAAAUCAAGGUAAAAGCAUUAAAAAGAGCAGCAAGGUAUGAGGGAAGAACUCUAGAAUCGGAAAAGGAGCUGGUGAAAGAGUGCAUAAAGGAAAGAGAGAGAAAGUGGGGAAAUGGCCAGGAAGACAAA
Messenger RNA from Bombus pyrosoma, 366 nucleotides. RefSeq lists its product as uncharacterized. The record is from RefSeq and is a predicted model, not a curated record. The annotation marks the transcript as partial. The transcript has a single exon. NCBI's taxonomy places the organism in Eukaryota, Metazoa, Arthropoda, Insecta, Hymenoptera, Apidae.